AUGUCGCUACUUUGCUUCGUCGUUGUCCCCUUAACACUCUUCUUCUUCUUCUUCAAUGCCAUAUCCGCAGCCGCCGCCACCGAGUUUGACUUUGGAACCUUAACAUUGAGCAGUCUCAAACUUCUCGGCGAUGCCCACUUGAACAACGGCACCGUUUGUCUCACUCGCGACCUCGCCGUCCCCAACUCUGGCGCCGGCAGGGCCCUCUACUCUCGACCAGUAAAAUUCCGGCAACCCGGAACCCACCUUCCGACCAGCUUCACCACCUUCUUCUCCUUCUCCAUCACCAACCUCAACCCCUCCUCCAUCGGCGGCGGACUCGCCUUUGUCAUCUCCCCGGACGACGAGACAAUCGGCGACGCCGGCGGGUUCCUCGGCCUGCUCGAUGCAACGGAGGGUGACGGCGGCGGAGGCUUCAUCGCGGUGGAGUUCGACACCCUUAUGGACGUGGAGUUCAAGGACAUUAACGGGAACCAUGUUGGGGUGGACCUGAAUAGCAUGGUUUCGAGCCAAGUUGGUGACUUGGAUUCCAUUGGGAUCGAUCUCAAGAGUGGCGAUUUGGUGAAUGCGUGGAUCGAGUUCAACGGAUCCAACAAAGGGUUGAACGUGUGGGUUUCGUACUCCAAUCUCAAACCCAAAGACCCAAUUUUGUCGAUGAAUCUGGAUGUGGAUCAGUACUUGAGUGACUUCAUGUAUGUGGGGUUCUCUGGUUCAACGCAGGGUAGCACAGAGACUCACAGUGUCGAGUGGUGGAGUUUUAGCUCAUCUUUUGAUUCUCGUCCGGCGGGUUCGGAGGCGGCGGCGCCGCCCCCUCCGGCGGUUAGUUUGAUGAACCCAACUGCGAAUUCAGUUAAGUCGCCGCCACCUUCUUUGGCUCCUAGUGCUUCAUCGAAUGAGGAACAAAAGGAGAGACAAUCAUCUUGUCACAAUGGGUUGUGCAAGCAAGGUUUGGGAGCAGUUGCUGGGGUUGUGUCUGCUGGGGCAUUUGUUCUGGCUCUGUUUGCAGGUGCAUUGAUUUGGUUUUACUCUAAAAAGGUGAAGCACGUGAACGAGUCUGCUUCACUUGGAUCAGAAGUCAUCAAGGUUCCAAAGCAGUUUAGCUACAAGGAGCUCAAAUCGGCUACAAAGUGCUUCAAUGCAAAUAGGAUAAUUGGUCACGGUGCGUUUGGGACUGUGUAUAAGGGUAUUUUUCCUGAGAAUGGGGACAUUGUUGCGGUGAAGAGAUGUAGCCAUAGUAGUCAGGGUAAGAAUGAGUUUUUAUCCGAGUUAUCCAUAAUUGGGAGCCUUAGACAUCGAAAUCUUGUUCGUCUUCAAGGUUGGUGUCAGGAGAAAGGCGAGAUUUUAUUGGUGUAUGACUUAAUGCCCAAUGGGAGUUUAGAUAAGGCUUUGUUUGAGGCCAGAACACCUCUUCCUUGGACUCACAGGCGCAAGAUUUUGUUAGGUGUGGCCUCUGCGUUGGCCUACUUGCAUCAGGAGUGUGAAAAUCAGGUAAUUCACAGAGACAUUAAGACUAGUAACAUAAUGUUAGAUGAAGGGUUCAAUGCCCGGUUGGGAGAUUUUGGUUUAGCAAGGCAAACCGAGCAUGACAAGUCGCCGGAUGCCACGGUGGCUGCGGGAACAAUGGGGUACCUGGCACCUGAGUAUCUUCUUACAGGUAAGGCUACAGAGAAAACUGAUGUGUUCAGUUAUGGUGCGGUGGUUCUUGAGGUUGCCAGUGGGAGAAGGCCUAUAGAGAAAGAUGGUAAUGGCGUUGGUAUUAGCAGCAAUUUGGUAGAAUGGGUUUGGAGUUUGCACCGGGAAGGCAGGUUGCUAAUGGCAGCUGAUCCAAGGCUUGAGGGUGAGUUUGAGGAGGGAGAGAUGAGGAGGGUACUCUUGGUUGGGCUAGCUUGCUCCCACCCUGAUCCUUUGGCUAGACCCACUAUGAGGGGUGUGGUUCAGAUGCUGGUGGGUGAGACUGAAGUGCCUAUUGUCCCAAGAACCAAGCCAUCUACGGGUUUAAGUACUUCCCACUCCCACCUCUUACUGAGCUUGCAAGAUAGUGUAUCUGACUGGGAUGGUAUAAUCACCAUCUCUCCUUCCACAUCAGAGAACAGCUUCAAUGGUGGAGAAAUAGUCUGAUGGAAAUCUUUGGAUGAGACCAGGCCAUUUAUAUUAUUGACUCAGUGUAAAUAAGGAGAGAUAUGUAUUCAUUUGUUGGUGUAUGUAAAUGACUAUAACAUGCAAUU
Messenger RNA from Gastrolobium bilobum, 2225 nucleotides. Its product is annotated as L-type lectin-domain containing receptor kinase VIII.1-like. Gene Ontology annotation, cellular component: plasma membrane. The record is from RefSeq and is a predicted model, not a curated record. Gene Ontology annotation, biological process: protein phosphorylation. NCBI's taxonomy places the organism in Eukaryota, Viridiplantae, Streptophyta, Magnoliopsida, Fabales, Fabaceae. Bases 1 to 2118 code for a protein of 705 amino acids. The transcript has a single exon. Gene Ontology annotation, molecular function: protein kinase activity; ATP binding; carbohydrate binding.